Messenger RNA from Labrus bergylta (ballan wrasse), 1019 nucleotides. The record is from RefSeq and is a predicted model, not a curated record. NCBI's taxonomy places the organism in Eukaryota, Metazoa, Chordata, Actinopteri, Labriformes, Labridae.
UUGUAAUGUGUAGAUAUUUACCUUCUCUCCUCAUGUUAGGCUCUUCUGAGAGUGGAAUAGUAGGUGGUAGGGUUGCAAAACCUCAUUCUAGACCCUACAUGGCAUCUCUUCAAGUCGAUGAACAUCAUAGAUGUGGUGGGAUACUCAUUCGGGAGGACUUUGUUCUAACUGCAGCACACUGCAAACUAUCGGAUCACAUGACAGUAGUACUUGGAGCACAUGAUAUAAGCAAGAGAGAGAAAAGUCAGCAACGGAUUCAAGUGGCCGAGUUCUAUCCACACAAGAGAUUUAAUGGAAAUACUGAUUAUGACAUCAUGUUACUCAAGUUAAAACACAGUGCCACUCUGAACAAGUACGUAAAUGUCAUCAGACUACCUAAGAGAGAUGACGAAAUCCUGGCCAACAUUAACUGUGAAGUUGCUGGAUGGGGCUAUACAGAACCAGAUGGAUGUCCCUCAAGCGUACUGAAGGAGACCAAGGAAAAGAUGCAAUUCCCCUUUGAGUGCAAGAAAAUUUGGGCUGAUUCCUUCAAUAGUCAGCACAUGAUAUGCACUAAAUUUGACAAAAAGAAGGGAGGGAUUUGCAAGGGGGAUUCAGGGGGACCACUUAUGUGCAAGAGCAAACUUCAGGGUAUAACUGCUUUCACCUUAAAAAGUGAUUGUAAUAAUCCCAAGUAUCCCCAUGUCUUCACCAAAAUCCAGUUUUUUCUUCCCUGGAUUGAGAAACGGAUCACUGGAUAGUUGAACGUGGCUCAUAAAGGUUAUAGUUUCAGACCACAGAGGUCAGUCAUAAUGCAAACUUUUGAAGUUGAACCGUUUCCUGUCUGUGAAACCCGUCAUCUGCGGAGAAAGUGAAAGUAAUGUGUUUAAAGGAACUGUUCAUUUUAAAUUUAGAGCCAAGUACUAGCUACUAACAAUGUCAUAAUGUAUUGAAGUUAAAAUAUCUAUCCAUCAAAAAUAUGAAUGUCAUUGUUUUUUGUUUUAUAAGUGAAAUAAAGAUGAGAUGAAAUACACACCUGA